This is a messenger RNA of Cydia pomonella (codling moth), 4570 nucleotides long. RefSeq names its product sugar transporter SWEET1. Gene Ontology annotation, biological process: carbohydrate transport. The record is from RefSeq and is a predicted model, not a curated record. Lineage: Eukaryota; Metazoa; Arthropoda; Insecta; Lepidoptera; Tortricidae. Gene Ontology annotation, cellular component: membrane. Gene Ontology annotation, molecular function: sugar transmembrane transporter activity. Bases 200 to 880 code for a protein of 226 amino acids. The transcript has 6 exons.
UUUGUUCACGUCACUUUUGCUGUGUCGGUCAGUCAGUGUAAUAGCCUUUCGUAGUAAAAUAUUGUUUUAAUUUUUAUUGUUAUAAGUGUAGCAGGCAGGUGCUGAUUAGCUAAAUCUUGGUUCUGAACAGUGAAAGUGUAUGUAAAAUAAUUUUCAUUGAUAUCUGUGCUGUUGACCAGGUAUUUUAUAGCAAUUCAAGAUGGAGGCACUCUCAAACGUCCUACAGCCCUACAAGGAGAUCGUUGGCAUAAUUGCAGCCGUGGUCACCGUGGGACAGAUGUUCUCUGGUUCUUUCUUGUGCUGGGACAUCUACAAGCAGGGAGACACUAAGGGCGUGCCGCUUAUGCCCUUCUCCGGCGGUCUAGUCAUGGGAGUACUGAACUUGCAAUAUGGCGCCAUUCUACGCGACGAUACGAUGAUCCGAGUCAACUUCUUUGGUAUAGCGCUGAGUAUUGUCUACUUGUCUGUCUAUUUCUGCUACACGAAAGAAAAGGUUAAAGCGUGGUUCGAGCUCGGUCUAUGGGGCGCCUUCACCGCUGCAAUAAUCAGCUACGCACAAAUGGCAGAUCCCGCCGUAGUCGAGAACCACCUUGGAACAAUCCUGACUGCUUUCAUGUUCUAUCUGAUCGCGUCACCGCUUUUCGGACUGAAAGAUAUCAUCGCCAAACAGAGCACAGAGGGACUACCUUUCCCUAUGAUCCUCUCUGGUACCGUGGUCACAUUCAUGUGGUUGCUAUACGGCAUCAUUCUCAAGAACAGCUUCCUCGUCCUCCAAAACUCUGUCGCGUUCGUACUGUGCUCAGCACAGCUGUCCCUCUUCGUGAUCUACCCUAAGAAGCCCGAAGCGGCUGCCAAGGCCAAGGCGAAGAAAGCCGACUAAAACUAGUAAAUUUUAUUAGGUUUGUAUUAUGUUAAGCGAAAAUACACCGUAUUUUAAUAGCUGCUUAGUGGAAAGCGCAACCAUCGGUGUGAAAUAACACUUAGGAAACUUAAGUAGAACACAUCAAGCCAAAAUACACCUUACUUAUAUACCUUCUUAGUUGAAAGUGCAACAAUCGGUGUAAGAUUACACUAAGGAAACUUGAAUAGAACAUGUCAAGCAGAAAUACACUUUAAAUCAAUAGCUUCUUUGUUGAAAAUGCAAGAAAUGGGUUUGAAUUUUGACUAAGCAAACUAAAUACCGCAUUAGGCGUGGCUAAUAUUAGCAUGAUGAAUGCAAAAGGCAUGUGGAAAUGUAAUUAACAUUGUAAAUUCGUAGUACUUAUAGACAGUAAGUUUUUGUAACUUUAACACGCUAAAGUAGCCAUGCCUAUUGUCUAAAGCCUUAACUAGAUUUGUAAGAGUAGCUAUGAGUUCAGGCAGCAUUUUUAGUUGUAUUUUAAAUGAUAAAGUUUUAUAACAAUAUUUCAUGCAAUAAUGCAUUUCAAUUUUAGCUUAAAACAAUUGGGUUUUAACAAAUCUAGGAGGUUUAUAUAGUUUUGGAAGAAUGUUACAGAUAAAUAUUUUUUUUCUAUAGUUUUGUGUAUGUACAUAUAAUCAAUUGAAAACUACAUUUUUUAUCUGAAAUCCUUACAUUCAAUACAAUAAUCAUAAUCAAUAUUUUUAUCGUUGUACUAGGAAACUGUACAUACGUUACAAAAGAUAUUUACUACCUGUAUGAAUAUAAAGUAUACAAUAUUUAUAUUCGGACUUCAUUUACGAUAUUUUACAAAUUUUUUAUAUUCACAAUCAGUUCAAACUUACAAUUCUGAUUGUGUUGUUUUUACAAUACACAUAAAUUUAUUUUUUAACUCUGUCUUCAUCAUUUACCUAUUUAUUAGCCUAUUGUCUCCCAAUGCUGGGAAAAGGUCUCCCUCUCUUCCACGCAUCUCGGUCUAUGGCAAUAUUAGGCCAAUCUUUCCGAAAGGGGAUCCCUUUGUUUGACAUAAUUAUUGAAAGUCAUAAUGUAAUGAUAGUCAUAUUAUCAUUAGUCAUAACUCUGAAACCGUUAACUUUUCAGGAAUUUCCUUAGAUUAUCCUAUAGAUAGGUUAGGUUAGGUUAGGUUUGUUUUAUGGCAAUCCUGAAAAGUUACGCGUUUCUGAGAAAAACCAAAUUAUGACUAACGAAAAUGCGGACAAACAAUACAUUAUGACUUAAAACUUUAUGGGAAACAAUAGAGACCCUUCCGAAAGAUGUCAAGGUCGUGCCGCCAUCCCCUUCGAGAUCUGCCGUGAUCAGCGCUUCAAAAAUCAUCACAUCUGAUGAGAAGAAAUACCGUAAGCUAUACCUGUUAGAAAUAAAACAAACUAUAUGUGAAACUGUCACUCGGAGAUCUACGAGCACUCGAGUUUGCGACUCGUAAAUAUAUAAUUAAAAUGUAGUAUUUCCCGUUUCAAAUAUUUUAAAGUUGGGACCGACUUUUAUCAUCGUUUUAUUUAAGUAUGUACUCGUAAGAGAGCAACUGUUGGACUUAUUUCUUGGUGCAGUAAUAAAUACUGGCAUUUUUCAUAUUAUUUUUCCGGAUUUAUUUUCUGUGAUGUUUGUUUUUAAUUAUAGAUAUUUCGAUCCCUUGUAAUGAGAAGAAGCGUUUCUGGUUCACUUUUGCAAUCACGUCUUCAAUUUUUAUCUUCCUUCGUUCGUUAUUACUACAGUGGUACAUAUUGUUUGACUGUGAUAUAUUAUUUUUCGUGCUGUAAGCAAGAAACAUUCUUUUGAUAGAGACGCUUUAGAUAUUUAAUCAUGGUAUCUAAUGAAAAGAAAUACCGUAAUCUACACCAGUUAGAAAUAAAACAAAAUUAAAUGUGAUCCUGUCACUAGGAGCGAUCCACGAGCACUCGAGUUUGCAACUCGUAAAUAUAUUUUUCUAAAUAAAAUAAUGGUAUCUGAUGAAAAGAAAUACCGUAAGCUAUACCAGUUUGAAUUAAAACAAACUAAAUGUGAUCCUGUCACUAGGAGAGACCCACGAGCGCUCGAGUUUGCAACUCGUAAAUAUAUUUUUCUAAAUAAAAUAAUGGUAUCUGAUGAAAAGAAAUACCGUCAAGCUAUACCAGUUUGAAUUAAAACAAACUAAAUGUGAUCCUGUCACUAGGAGACCUCCACGAGUCCUCGAGUUUGCGACUCUUAAAUAUAUCAUUAAAAUGGAGUAUUUCCCAUAUUUGUAAUUUAUUUUUUAUAGGUUGUGACCGGCUGUUAUUUUUUCAUUUUUUGUACGACGUUUGUUAAAGAUCAUAAAAGUGGGUUGAGUGCUGAUGCUUAGGUCCACUACGAUAGUGUAAUAAAUAGUGAAGGCUUAGGAUGUAUAUCUCGUAUAAUCUGAACAUGUUUUUGUUCAUAUUUCCAUUGCAAAACACCUCAUACUCCUCGUUUAUCGGUACAAAGUAUAUUUAUACUAUACUGUUAUUAAGGUAUGUACCCUUCCCGAAAUAUCUUUGGCAUAAAAAAAGUUGUAUUUAAUUUACGAGUAUAAUGCCAAUUUUUUGCCUCCCUUUGAUAAUUUCGUUUCAUUCGCCUUUUCUUGAGCAAUUUCUACAAGCAGCAAACCACGGCUUUCGCUGCUUUAUUUUUUGUACUGACAAUAACUCAUUUGACCAUUCGUAGACCUUGUUAAGUUCCAAUAAGGUGCACGAUUCAAAAAAAAUGUUACGAUGACGUAGAACAAAUUAUUACCAUGUUCAAAAUUGUUUAGAGUUCUUCCUUUCCUAAUAUAUUAAGUAUUGUUGUAUGGCAAAGAUUCCUCUAUGAGAGUAUAUUUUGAGAGAGCUUUAGUUGGUACGGUUGUGAAUGAGAUAUCUAACAGGAUAGGUUCAUAUAAAGGUGCUUUAAGAUGGCAAAAUUUAGAUUAAUGUUCUGAAAAAAGACAUGUAAAAAGCAUUUACCAUGUAUGUCAUAACAGUUUGACGGUAAGAGUGUCUUAAAUAUGCUUAAUUGAGCCAUGUUUAAAGCUGUCUUUACUAUUUUGUAAGUAGCUUGUAAGCAAACAUUCCGUUAUGUAUUUUGUAAGAACAAAUCAGAUUUGUACAAUAUUUUGGCGCAUUUGACUACUUACAUCGUUAGUUUAGCGUUGAAUUUAAAUUAAACAUUGUAUAUUUUCAUAGCGGUGUAUUAAAAUGUUAUUGUAUAUACAUAAUGUACCUAUUUUACAAAUUAGUAUCGUAGUAUGGUUUGUUAAACUGUAAACUUUUUUAAGUUGUUUAAAUCCCUUUUCCAAUCUGUGAUUUCGUUUCCUAUAGCCAUUGCUGUGACAAAUUAUGUUAUUUUUAGGGUUCCGUACCCAAAGGGUCAAACGGGACCCUAUUACUGAGACUUCGCUGUCCGUCCGUCCGUCCGUCUGUCUCCAGGCUGUAUCUCUUGAACCGUGAUAGCUAGACAGUUGAAAUUUUCAUAGAUGAUGUAUUUAUGUUGCCGCUAUAACAACAAAUACUAAAAACAGAAUAAAAUAAAUAUUUAAGGGGGGCUCCCAUACAACAAACAUAUUUUUUUGCCGUUUGUAUAAAUAAUGGUACGGAACCCUUCGUGCGCGAGUCCGACUCGCACUUGCCCGGUUUUUUUAUGUUAUACUUGUUGAGUGAAUCAAUAAAUUAUUAGUCUGAA